Messenger RNA from Camellia sinensis, 1092 nucleotides. The record is from RefSeq and is a predicted model, not a curated record. NCBI's taxonomy places the organism in Eukaryota, Viridiplantae, Streptophyta, Magnoliopsida, Ericales, Theaceae.
AUGAUCACACGCUACUUCAUUUCAUUCAAAGCAUGCAUCGACAGGUUCCACCAUUGUCGUCCCCUGCUUUUCCUAGACGCCACGUUCCUCAAAGGCCGCUUCAAAGGUUUUCUACUUGCGGCCACUGCAAAAGACGGAAACCAAGGUUUGUUCCCGCUAUCAUAUGCGGUGGUGGAUUCUGAAAACACCUCAAACUGGUCUUGGUUUCUUCAUCAUCUCGCGCAGGUGGUUCAUGGGGACAGACCUCUAACAUUCGUAUCGGAUCGGAACCUUGGUUUGCUUGAGGCAAUGCCCACCGUAUUUCCAAAUGCAGAACAUGCAUUCUGUCUACAACAUUUGCAGAGGAACUUAAGGGACAGAGUUGAACAAUUCCAAAAAACGGGCCGGUCUGUUGCAUCUGAAUUCCUAGCAAAUGCACAUCCACAACAUUGGGCAAAUGCAUUUUUCAGGGGGCGACGUUAUGGCGAAAUGUGCUCAAAUGCUACAGAAUCAUUCAACUCAUGGGUCCGUGAGGCCCGUAACCUCCCAAUCACAAGAAUGGUUGACAGCAUACGGACCAAAUUGAUGCGACAAAUGGCGAAACGUAGAGAAGCUUCCCAAAUGUGGACUGGCACCAUAUGUCCCAAAAUGGAAGAUCGGUUAGAAAAAGCAUUCAACGAAGGUAGAUCAUGGAAAGUGAGCCAAUCAAACGCUGAUGUAUACGAAGUGCACUCUUUUCCAUCGGUCACUGUUGACAUCGGACGACGCACUUGCUCAUGUUUCAAGUGGCAGCUCAAUGGGUUCCCUUGCGCACAUGCGAUGGUUGCCGUCCGUAAGAGUGGGUGGGAUUUGAACACAUUGGUCGAACCAUACUUCCACGUGUCUGAGUUUCGUGCCACUUACGCAUCCAGCAUUUUCCCAAUUUCCACUGUCGAGCAACCGCCUUUCAACCCAAAUAAUUACAUCAUAAAGCCCCCUGCCGUGAAACGUCCACUCGAUAGACCAAAGAAGAAGAGGAUACUGUCAAAAGGGGAACAUGUUCAGCAAAUCAGAUGCGGCAGAUGUGGGCGCAUGGGAAAUCAUAACAGGAAGACAUGCAACGAACCCAUUUAA